AUGUCACCCUCAAUCCAACCCGUGUGGGCCCGGAGCCGGCGAUCCUUUUUCUUUUAUCUUACCUGCGCCUUCGUCCUUGUCGCCGUCCUGUUCGCCUUCUCCGGCACCUUUCCUCGGCGCUUAGCUGAACCCGAGAGCCACCCAAAACCCGCAUCAUCCAAGCCAUACUGGAACCAAGGGACCACGACAUGGCGAUUCGACCCCGCCCGCGACGCCAGAAAUCUCGGCCUGUCCGACGAACAAUGUGACAUUGCUUUCCCGGACCUCUACACUGAAGUCUACCGUGCCCGUGACCAUCUCGGCCUGAAUUCCGUCAAGCAGAUCCAGGUCCAAAUCUACUCGGAGCGGAAACCCUGGGCCCAUGCCCAGAUCCAUGUCCUCAUCCACUCGGGACAGUUGUACAUUGUCGACGAAAUGAAAGGCGCAUCCAACCGCGCCCGCGCUCUCGCCGGCCUCGCCAACCUCUACCGCGCCAUCACCGCCCUCGACGACCCCAGCACCAUUCCAAACGUCGAGUUCAUCCUCGACCUCGAGGACACGCCGACCCUCGACGCACCCAAGGACCGCAUCGUCUGGGGCUGGAACCGGCCAAAGUCUAAUCUCAACACCUGGGUCGCUCCCGACUUUGACGGCUGGGCCUUCCCCAACCCGGAUCUCGGCUCCUACAUCUCCUUCCGCGACCGCAUCCAAUACACCGAGCAGCCCUUCGUCACCAAGAUCCCCAAAGCCGUCUGGCGCGGCGCCAACAACAACCAAGUCCGCGAAGCCCUCCUCUCCGUCGUCGAAGCCUCCGAGGCCCACCAAUCCAGCUCCCUCUCCUCCUCCACCUCCGCCCAAUCCACCGGCAGCGGCAGCAGCAGCAGCACGCUCGACGAAUCCUGGGCCGACGUCCGCAAGAUGAGCGAGCACCGCAUGCACAUGGCCGAGUUCUGCAAGUACAUGUUCCCGAUCCACACCGAGGGCGUCGCCUGGAGCGGGCGGCUGCGCUACCUGCAAAACUGCGAGUCCGUCCCCAUCAUCCACCAGCCGCUGCAGCACCAGGCCCACUACUACGACCUGCUCGCCGCCGACGGGCCGCACCAGAACUACAUCGCCGUCCGCAACGACUUUGCCGACCUCGAGGAGAAGGUCAAGUUCUAUCUCGACCGCCCGGAGCUCGCGGCGCGCAUCGCGCGGAAUUCCGUCGCCACGUUUCGGGAUCGCUACCUCACGCCUGCGGCCGAGGCGUGCUAUUGGCGGCGGAUGAUCAGGAGCUGGAGCGAGGUGCAGGCGUGGGAGCCCGAGAAGUAUGUCGACGUCAUGCAGCACGACGGCAGCGUGUGGAAGAAGCAGCGCGGCGUCGAUUGGGAGAUUUUCGCCGCCACCGACCCGCAUUAUGUUUUGGAUUUUCCGGGAUAUGGGAAUGGGGAGGGGAAAGAGGGGAAGGAGGAAUGA
Messenger RNA from Diplodia corticola, 1434 nucleotides. RefSeq lists its product as uncharacterized. The transcript is spliced from 3 exons. NCBI's taxonomy places the organism in Eukaryota, Fungi, Ascomycota, Dothideomycetes, Botryosphaeriales, Botryosphaeriaceae. The record is from RefSeq and is a predicted model, not a curated record. Bases 1 to 1434 code for a protein of 477 amino acids.